Humulus lupulus (European hop) is the source of this 2789-nucleotide messenger RNA. Its product is annotated as oligopeptide transporter 4-like. Gene Ontology annotation, biological process: transmembrane transport. The coding region runs from base 290 to 2584 and encodes 764 amino acids. NCBI's taxonomy places the organism in Eukaryota, Viridiplantae, Streptophyta, Magnoliopsida, Rosales, Cannabaceae. The record is from RefSeq and is a predicted model, not a curated record. Gene Ontology annotation, molecular function: oligopeptide transmembrane transporter activity. The transcript has 6 exons.
AUUAUUACCAUCAACUUAAAAUAUUGAUUUUGCUCAAUAAUACUCGUUUUUUCUCGAAAUAUAUAUGACUUCUUUUUAAAAGAAAAAAAAACUUCAAAUAUGACAUUCUUUUAUCUAAUUUAUCGACUUCAAAACCUAUUUAUAAUUAAAUAUAUAAUGCACAUUUAAAGUUCCCAUCAGAAAAAGAUAGGAAACAAAAAAAAAAUCCUUACUAAUUAUUAUACAAGCCUUAUUAACUCAUCUAGUACUACUAAUCUUACUCUUCUGCUCUCCUCGUUUUUCUCAAGCAAUGGAUGAGAAUACUCGAGAGAAAGAUAAUCAGGUAGCGGAGGCCGUAAAAGAGAGCCAAAAUAGGAAAAAGAAGAGUAGUACUACUCUUGAUGAGGCCGUAAGUGAAGACGAGCUCUCUCCGAUAGAGGAGGUCCGGUUAACCGUGCUUAACACGGACGACAUGUCGUUGCCCGUAUGGACCUUCCGGAUGUGGUUCCUGGGCCUUCUCUCGUGCAUCCUUCUCUCGUUUCUGAACCAGUUCUUCUCUUACCGGAAGGAGCCACUGGUGGUGACCCAAAUCACGGUCCUGGUGGCAACCCUUCCCGUUGGGCGGUUCAUGGCGUCAGUCCUUCCAAAGACCAAGUUUCGAAUCCCUGGGUUUGGCUCCAGAGAAUUCUCGCUCAACCCAGGCCCAUUCAACAUGAAGGAGCACGUUUUGAUUUCCAUAUUUGCUAACGCCGGAAGCGCUUUCGGAAACGGUUCUGCUUAUGCUGUUAUGAUUGUGGACAUUAUUAAAGCCUUUUAUAUUAAGAAGAUUUCGUUCUUGGCUGGCUGGCUUCUCAUCAUCACCACCCAGGUUUUAGGAUAUGGUUGGGCUGGACUGUUGAGGAAAUAUGUGGUGGAGCCGUCACAUAUGUGGUGGCCGAGCACACUUGUUCAAAUCUCCCUAUUCAGGACCUUGCAUGAAGAGGAAGUCGUCGACAAAUACAACAAACAUCGUAUUUCCCGGGCAAAGUUCUUUGUGAUUGCAUUGACUUGUAGCUUCUGCUGGUACGUGUUCCCAGGCUACCUUUUCCAAACCCUGCAAAGCAUUUCGUGGGUUUGUUGGGCUUUUCCCAAUUCUGUUACGGCCCACCAAAUCGGGUCGGGCCUUAAUGGGCUUGGACUCGGCGCUUUCACUCUGGAUUGGACAACUGUGGCCUCGUUCUUGUUCAGCCCUCUGGUAAGCCCAUUUUUCGCCAUUGCCAACAUCCUCGUGGGGUAUGUUCUGAUAAUUUACCUGGUGAUGCCCGUUUCGUAUUGGGGUUUGGAUGUGUUCGGCGCUAGAAAAUUCCCCAUAUUCUCGGCAGACUUGUUUACCGGUGCUGGUCAGCCGUACGAUGUUUCGUUGAUUGUUAAUGAUCAAUUUGAGCUGGACCAAGUAGCAUAUGCCAAGCAAGGGAGGGUCCAUUUAAGCACUUUUUUUGCUAUCACUUAUGGUUUUGGAUUCGCUACUAUAGCUUCUACACUUACUCAUGUCGCCUUGUUCCAUGGAAGGGAGAUUUACGAUCGAUUCAGAGCUUCGGUGAAAGGAAAGGACGAUAUUCACACAAGAUUAAUGAAAAACUAUAAAGACAUACCUUCAUGGUGGUUUUAUUUGCUUCUGGCGGUUACAAUCACAGUGUCCUUAGCACUCUGCAUAUUUCUCAAAAAGGAAAUUCAGCUGCCUUACUGGGGACUUUUAUUUGCAGCUUUUCUUGCCUUCUUUUUCACUCUUCCCGUUAGUAUCAUCACAGCUACCACCAACCAGACUCCAGGGCUUAAUAUUAUCACCGAGUACAUAAUGGGAGUAAUUUAUCCAGGAAGGCCCAUAGCCAAUGUUAGCUUCAAGACCUAUGGAUAUAUGAGCAUGUCUCAGGCAAUCUCUUUCCUUAGUGACUUCAAACUAGGCCAUUACAUGAAGAUUCCUCCCAGGUCCAUGUUCCUAGUUCAGUUCAUCGGCACCAUGUUAGCGGGAACAGUAAACAUGAGCGUGGCAUGGUUGCUUCUAAACACCGUAGACAACAUAUGCCAAGACGAUAACAACACAUGGACUUGCCCCAGCGAUAACGUGUUCUUCGAUGCCUCGGUGAUUUGGGGAUUGGUGGGACCGACGCGAAUCUUCGGCUCACAGGGAGAGUACCCAUCUCUCAACUGGUUCUUCGUAGGUGGUAUCGUGGGGCCAUUCUUGGUGUGGUUCUUCCACAAGCUCUUCCCCAAACAGAAAUGGAUUCCUUACAUCAAUCUGCCGGUGCUGCUCGGGGCCACGGCGAAUAUGCCGCCAGCAACGCCGCUGAACUACACUUCAUGGAUUAUGGUGGGAACUAUCUUCAACUUCUUUGUUUUUAGGUAUAGGAAGAAGUGGUGGCAAAGGUAUAACUACGUCCUCUCCGCGGCUUUGGACGGUGGCGUUGCGUUCAUGGCGGUUCUGCUUUACUUCUCCCUUGGUUUUGAAAACAAAGCCCUCCAUUGGUGGGGUUCUUACCCGGAUAGAGACACCGAGCAUUGUAACCUCGCUACCUGUCCCACUGCAAAGGGUGUGUGGAUUGAUGGCAGUGGCUGCCCGGUUUUUUAAUAAAAGAAAUUAUAUAUAUACAUGCAUAAAUGUAUAUGUUUACUAGUUUUUUUUUUUGAAAGAGAUAUAUGUUUACUAGUUUAACUGCUCUUCUAUGUACCCUGGCUUUUAGAAAAAAAAAAGAAAAAAUUGUUGGAUAUUUGAAUGGAAAAACAUUUGGGUUUUGUCCCACAUUGGUAAAUAAGAGUUUAUGCCUCUCCUUUGU